AUGGGCGGCAAGCUCUUAACUAGAAGCGUAGGAAAACCGAAGGAUGUGAAGGAGGCACCCGAUUCUGAAACAAGCGGUCGGGGACCGAACACCAAGCAAAUGGACUGGUUGAAAGCGUGUCGCAAAGGCGACUUGGCAGAAUGCAAAAAGCUUCUGGAAGCAGAUACGGGGAUAUAUCACACUUCAUCUGGCAGCACAAAACCAGGAUCACGAAACUGUACGGUUGCUGAUAAGAGAGUUUGGUGA
Messenger RNA from Ostertagia ostertagi, 246 nucleotides. The record is from the annotation of a GenBank genome assembly. NCBI's taxonomy places the organism in Eukaryota, Metazoa, Nematoda, Chromadorea, Rhabditida, Trichostrongylidae.